CGCCGCGUCGCGAAACCAACCAACCAUGGGUGGAAGAACCACGCAGAUUGUUGCGGCCGUUGCGUUUCUAUGGCUGGCUUGUCUAGCUCGCGACCGCACUGCUGAUGCACAAGGAAUGGGAAUCAACUAUGGAACUCUUUCAAACGAGAUUUUGCGUCCGCCAGAGGCUGUUGGACUGAUCAAGGACCUCGGGUUUGACAGAGCCAAGAUCUUUAGUGCCGACUCGUCAAUCAUCCGGGCGUUUGCAAACAGCGGCGUGAAGUUGUCGGUGAUGGUGGCCAACCAGCAAAUCCCGGAGAUAGCAUCAAGCCAGAGCAGUGCAGACGCAUGGGUGGAAAAGAAUGUAGCUGCGUACUAUCCAAAGACAGCCAUAGAAUCCGUUCUGGUCGGCAACGAGAUUUUAUCAGACAGUAGCAUUCGAGAGUCGACUUGGCCGAAGUUGGUUCCGGCGAUGGAGAAGAUUCAAUCAGCGGUUGAGAAGUUUGAGCUAGCAGGUUCCAUCAAGGUGUCAACGCCCCUGGCUUCCGAUGCUCUGGGAAACUCUUAUCCUCCAUCGGCUGGCUCGUUCAAGAGUGACAUUGCAGAGUCCAUCAUCCAGCCGCUUCUCGAGUUUUUGUCCCGAACGAACUCCUUCUACUGCGGGAACGUCUAUCCAUACUUUGCUUGGGCUGGCAAUCCUGGCGAGAUCCCACUCGACUACGCGCUCUUUGGCUCGCAGCAGGAGGUGGUGAGAGAUGGGUCACUCAGGUACACAAACUUGUUUGAUGCGAUGGUCGAUGCCACCAUCUCUGCAAUCGAGAAGCUCGGCUUUAGUUCUCUCGAUUUUGCUGUGUGCGAGACCGGCUGGCCGAGUAAAGGUGACGGUUCUCAGCCAGGCGCUACAGUCUCCAAUGCUGCUCGCUACAACAACAGGCUGAUCGCGAAGACCCUCAGAGCUCAGGGAACUCCCAAGAAGAGAGGCUACUUUCCGACGUAUAUCUUCGCUCUCUUCAACGAGAACCUCAAGAAUGGUGCGGUCACUGAGCGGAACUUUGGCGUCACGUAUCCGAAUGGAGAGCUGGUUUACGCUUUGGAUAUCGCGGGUGGUGAGCGUGACACCCAUGAUGACGCUGGUUCUUCUGGUGGUGGAAAUCGUACUGAAAGUCCUCCCGGCGGUGAGAAUGGUGGUGGUGGAAACGGUAGCACAGGACGGAAGGAAUGGUGUGUUGCCAACUCUGAUGCUUCUCAAGCGGCGCUUCAGGCUGCUCUAGAUUAUGCUUGCUCCAGUGGAGGGGACUGCACUGCGAUUCAACCCAACCAGCCGUGCUUCUUUCCGGAGACGAUGGUUUCUCGUGCCUCGUAUGCGUUUAGCAGCUACUACAACAAGAUGAAGAGCUCCGGCGGCACUUGCGACUUUAACCAAGCAGCUCACGUAACCCAAACAGAUCCAAGCUAUGGAUCUUGUGUCUAUCCCAGUGCAGCAUGAUCGACUCUUGGACUCUUAACUAUUACAAUGGCUUACGAGCGGUUCGUUUAUCUUUUAUAGACUUACAUCGUGUCACGUCUUUGCUUUGAAGUUCCAAGCCAAGCGCCUUGACAAGCUUUUGUGAUGGAUUUCAGAGGAUUGCCAUUGGCUUGGUCUUAAUUCUCUAAGUUCUGGUGGUUUCUGCAGAGAAUGAGAACGAUCCUGUGUGCUCGAAGGAAUCGUCUACUGUCCUGUUGUCCAUGGCGUACGCGGUGAUCAAUCUGCCUUGUCCUUGUAGACAACGCUCAGAAGAGCAUAGAGAAAAGGGAGGAAAUCCUGACGAGAAUGGAACUUUCAAAGUACCUGAGAUCUUCUUUGUCCAA
Messenger RNA from Selaginella moellendorffii, 1827 nucleotides. RefSeq names its product glucan endo-1,3-beta-glucosidase 12. The record is from RefSeq and is a predicted model, not a curated record. The transcript is spliced from 3 exons. Gene Ontology annotation, cellular component: plasma membrane. NCBI's taxonomy places the organism in Eukaryota, Viridiplantae, Streptophyta, Lycopodiopsida, Selaginellales, Selaginellaceae. The coding region runs from base 26 to 1465 and encodes 479 amino acids. Gene Ontology annotation, molecular function: hydrolase activity, hydrolyzing O-glycosyl compounds. Gene Ontology annotation, biological process: carbohydrate metabolic process.